GGACUUAGUUUAGACAGAGUAGUUCUUUAUAUAAGUAGAAGCUGUAAUUAUACACUAGGGCUUAUGUAUGUAGUAGUGUUGCAGGUUAAAUCUUUUAAAGGGCUUAUGUUUAACAAACUUUUCUUUUUUAGUUGCUUAAAAAAUUCUUACUUUACUAUAAUUAGCAAGCAAAAUGCUAAUAUAAGUUAG
This is a messenger RNA of Lindgomyces ingoldianus, 189 nucleotides long. RefSeq lists its product as uncharacterized. The annotation marks the transcript as partial. The transcript has a single exon. NCBI's taxonomy places the organism in Eukaryota, Fungi, Ascomycota, Dothideomycetes, Pleosporales, Lindgomycetaceae. The record is from RefSeq and is a predicted model, not a curated record.